UGUAAGUUUUGAUGUGAACAACGUCUUCCUUUGCAGGGGUCCUCAAAACCCCCAGUGCGCUGCAGGUACGGAAUUGUGGCGUGCAGGACCCCUGGCCGAGGACCGUGUUGGGGGGUGGCUCCAUGAUCGGCAGACAACACCACGCCAACUCGAUUCCGCCCGCCUGCACCUCGAAAAAGGGACCACGGGAAUGGCGACCGCCCGUCCUUGCCAAUCCCCUCACGCCAGACCGGUUGUGUCCCUUUGUGGCGUAACAUUGGCAUCAACCAUGUCACCAGCCGACUUCAUCCACCGCCUGUGGUCGCCGCCAGACGUCGAGGCGGUCACCGAUCUCCACAGCUGGUUCACGCAGUUCUCGAUCCUGCUGUCCAAGUUUCCCAUUGCGCCCGUGGCCUCGAUCGCUGUCCCUGUGCUCGCAAUCGUCCUUGCCGCCGCCCUGCUCUACGCUACUCAGGACGACCACUUCGACAAGCCCAAGCGAUACACAGUCCCCGCCCCGAAGCUGCCAGACGAGACCGUGAUCCUCGACAAGCCCAGCAUCAAGAGCCCCGGGUCCACGGCGAUACAGUGCUACGCCCCGGCGACCGGCCAAUUCCUCGGCUACGUCAACCCUUCGACCCCGGCCGGGCUCGACCGAGCCAUAGCCCAGGCUAGCGAGGCGCAGAAGACAUGGGCCAAGACGACCUUUGCUGAGCGCAGGCGCGUGCUGCGGACCAUGCUGCAGUAUGUCCUGGACAACGCAGAGCAGAUCUGCCGGGUGUCAUCGCUCGACUCAGGCAAGACCAUGCUCGACGCGCAGCUGGGGGAGAUCCUCGUCACCGUCGAGAAGCUGCAGUGGACGCUCAAGCAUGGCGAAAAGGCCCUCCGCCCCAGCCGCCGCCCGACCAACCUGCUCAUGAGCUACAAGAAGAACACGGUCUACUACGAACCCCUGGGUGUCGUCGCCGCCCUCGUCAGCUGGAACUACCCGUUUCACAACCUCGUCGGGCCCAUCAUCAGCAGCAUCUUCGCCGGCAACGGCAUCAUCGUCAAGGUCAGCGAGCAGACGUGCUGGUCUGCAGCCUACUACACGAGCAUUGUCCGCGGCGCCCUUGUCGCCCACGGCCACGACCCGCAGCUCGUGCAGAGCGCAGUGUGCUGGCCUCAGACAGCCGGGCACCUGACCAGCCACCCGCAGAUCAGCCAUGUCACCUUUAUCGGCAGCCGGCCCGUGUGUCACCACGUGGCCGCGAGCGCCGCCAAGACUCUGACUCCGGUCGUCGCGGAGCUCGGCGGCAAAGACGCCGCCGUGGUUCUCGACUCGGCAAAGGGCGACCUGAAGCGCAUAGCCGAGAUCCUGCUCCGCGGAUCCUUCCAAGCCGCCGGGCAGAACUGCAUCGGCAUCGAGCGCAUCAUCGCCACCCCCAAGGUCUACCCGAAGCUCGUCGAGAUGCUGGAGCCGCGCGUGCGCGCGAUGCGCCUGGGCCUGGACAAGGACAUGGGCGCCAUGGUCUCGGACGCCUCCUUCUCCCGCCUCGAGGCGCUGGUCGACGACGCCGUCGCCAAGGGCGCGCGCCUCCUCGCCGGCGGCCGGCGCUACGUGCACCCGGACCACCCGAGCGGCUUCUACUUCAGCCCGACGCUCCUGGCCGACGUGACGCCCGACAUGGCGGUCGCGAACGAGGAGUGCUUCGGCCCCAUCAUGACUAUCAUGCCCUGCCCGACGGGCGCCGACGCCGACGAGAUCCUCGCGCUCGUCAACGCGCCCAACUUCGGCCUGGGCUCCAGCAUCUACGCGUCCCCCUCGGACCCCCUGAUCCCGAAGCUGGUCCGCGGCAUCCGCGCGGGAGGCGUCGCGGUCAACGACUUUGCCGUCUUCUACGCGGUCCAGCUGCCCUUUGGCGGCGUCGGCGGCUCCGGCUACGGCCGCUUCGCCGGCGAGGAAGGGCUCCGGGGCGUCUGCAACAUCAAGUCGGUCUGCGAGGACCGCCUCGGCUGGCUCGGCGUCCAGACCGCCAUCCCACCGCCCGCGCGGUACCCCGUGCGCGACCAGGAAAAGGGCUGGGCUUUUGCAAACGGCAUCGUCGGCCUCGGGUACGCCCUCACCCUGGGCGGCAAGCUCGGUGGGCUGUGGCAGUUGCUGCGGAACAGCUAGAACAGGGCAAAAGCCCUCGCUAGCUAGCUAGCUAA
Molecule: messenger RNA, 2169 nt
Organism: Microdochium trichocladiopsis
Lineage: Eukaryota; Fungi; Ascomycota; Sordariomycetes; Xylariales; Microdochiaceae
Product: Aldehyde/histidinol dehydrogenase
Exons: 2
Coding region: 191-2134 (647 amino acids)
Molecular function (GO): aldehyde dehydrogenase (NAD+) activity
Source: RefSeq, a predicted model, not a curated record